Messenger RNA from Pomacea canaliculata, 3197 nucleotides. Its product is annotated as trichohyalin-like. The record is from RefSeq and is a predicted model, not a curated record. NCBI's taxonomy places the organism in Eukaryota, Metazoa, Mollusca, Gastropoda, Architaenioglossa, Ampullariidae.
GAGAAGUCAUAAAUCCAAACUGAGUUACAUUUUAAAAAAGUCGUUUACCACUCGUUAUUUAAUGUUUCUACUUCAUAACCAUUUAACAAUUGAUUUAUGUAUUCUUUGCAAUACAGAAAAGUUACCGUUCCUGAUUAAGCUCUCGGCUUGUUUCUAUAACAACGCUGUAGUUGCAUUGCUAUCUUCACAUAGCUACCCAAGCUGAAUAAUUGCUAUGAAAUCGAGUUUUCACAGCUUUUCGUAAUGGUUUCUUGGUGCUCAUCGCUCAGAAGUGUUUGAGUUGAAAAGAAGUAACAUACUACAAAUAUGGUGCUAACUGAUUUACCUUUUAAGCGAGGCAAGUUACUGCAUAGCCGAUAUCAUAAUAUACGCAGACCAGUCAGUGCUCCUCCUGGAAAAGCAGAAGACACAAAAUCAGAAGAUGGCCAGGAAAGCAAAGAAUAUGCAGCAUUUCUCAAAGCUCAGGAGAGGAAAGUCGGACCGGAUGGAUUUCUUGACUCAAGUCGCUACCAUACAUUCGUGAUCAGGAAGGAAAAAGAAGAUAAAUCAGUAGGGAGAAGCAAGCCUCGUGCCUUGAGCGAUAUUUCUUCUCACCCAAAUGUAGUCAGUCUAGCUGCUAAGAUAGAAAAAGAUGAAAGGGACUACCAAAGAAGAGUUAAAGUUGUUGAGGAUCAUAUGUGGCAAUACAAGCAAGAAGAACGAGAGCUGAAACGUGUAGAAGGCGAUAUCAUCAAAAACCAGCGAGCUGUGCGUCAUACUGUUAGAGACUUUGGAAAUGCCAUAAAUAAGAAGCGAAUGGCGGAAGAUAAAAAGCUAAACCAUUCUCUGGAACGGUUUACACACAUGCAGCAAGAACAUAUUCACAAAAAGCAUGAGAUUGGAUCAGAUCGAACACAUCAGAACAUUCUUACAGAUCUACAGGAAAAGGCACAAAGCAGAAAAGUAGAAAUAAAGAAAGGUGACCUCUCGCGGCAGUACCAGCAGAAGCUGUCGGCCCUGGAGUUGAAAAGGUCGGAAGUCAUGAGGCUUAGUCAGGACUUCGAGUCAAAACUACGUGCGAAAGAGGAGGAGCAGCACAAGCUGAAGAAGGAGCUGGCGGAGCUGGCCAUCACUCUAAACAUGGAGGCACAGAAGGGUCGUGUACAGCGUUUCGAGAAUGAAAAGUCGCAUAAAAAGGAAUCGACCAGUAGGAUUCAAGAAGACCUUGACAGCGAACGGAAUUUAGAAAACAAGAUGAUGAAAAGUGACGGAGACAUCAAAGGAGCCGAAAUGACCAAACGUCGGUUGAGUGCGGAUUUGGCCUUAACAAAAGCUCACCUGGACAUCAAGAAGCGAGACGAGCAGCGCCAUCUGACGGACACCCAGAUACGACUGGAGGACAACACGACCACGCAGCGUCAACUCAAUGAAGCUGCUCGCUCAGCCGAGAUGGACCUGAAGGCCAAACAGAUAGAACAAAAAGUAGAGGCUCACAACCUCCAGCGCCUACACCGCCUGCACGCUAGCAUUCGCACCAAGAAGGACAAGGAGGCCGCCCAGCAAGCCGUGUGGGAGGCCCGCUACAAGGUCCGGGCCGCCGAGACGGAGCGCAAAAAACACGAGGACUCUCUCGCCUUCUUCCAGAAACUGGUGACCAAGGACCAGGAGCGGGAGCAGGCGCUGUUCGCCAGCGUGCGGGAGGCGGAAUACGCGCGGCAGCAGCACGACGCGGAGGUGCGGCGUCUCCAGCAGCAGCUGCACGCCAUGCGCGCCCAGAACGCCCACAAGCUGAAGGAGGAGGCGGUGCGCUGCAGCCGCACGGAGAAGGAGCUGCAGGAGAAGCUGCUGCGGCAGAAGGCGGAGCUAGACAAGAUGCACGCGCGACGCGAGGAGAGCUACAUGCAGCUGCAGGCGCACCGCCACAAGAUGAGAGAAGACCAGCAUCACCUGACCGAGCACGAGCGGGAGCACCUGCGCCUGCAGCGCAUCGGCACGCGGUCCGAGGUUGGCCCCGAGCUGUACGCUUGACGGCGGUCAUCACUAGACCCUCGUGGCUCGCCUCGCACUGUCGACGUCUUCACACCGCAGAGUUGAUCUCGCCAGCCACCUUCACUGUGAUACCUUAUUGCCUCUCUUUGCGGGUGCUAUUUCUUCCUGGCAAACUGUUAGGUCUUUAGGUGGGCACUUCGAGCAUCUGGCCUGCCUAGAGAGAGUGGAAAUCUGAGUUCUCGGAAGAUUUAAGUCUGCUGUUCUUGCCUGAUAUUGAAUAUCAGUUUGUUGUAAUGUUGACAGUUAAUAUUUAUCUUUGUUUGCUUCUCUUGUUAUGUGAUGUCUUUAUUCUCUUCUGCCUUUGGUUUCUUCACGGCGUGAACACCACAAGUGCUGAUAUUUUAGAUUAAGUGACCUUGUUUAACAUAUCCCUGCAAUAUCUUUAUCCAGCUCAAUGUUGGUCUUCGUUGUCUUGUGUCAUCUCGUCUGUGCGCAUGCGCAUGCAUGCAUCGCGCAUUAUUGUACAUUUGUACAUGGAAAUGGAGUGGAGUAGGGAUGUCUUCAAAGGCUUGUAUCACACAGAUUUAAGAAAUUACUAUGAGUUAAAUACAUUGAUUCGAAAUAAUUUUGCGCUUGGUUGGCCUUCUUGGCCGGACACACAUGCGGAAUACCUAGCUAUGACUCAGCCAUUUAACGGUGGCUAAACAUAGCCGCGUAUUCGACCACGUGGACCUAUCGUGUAACCGUAAUCACAUCAAUGACCAACUAUUUAUUACAAGAGACGGGCGUGCAUGUCUCGGUGUUGUGAUCAGGGCAGCAGACUUUGGUCAGACAUGGCCAUACAUUUACCAACUUUCGGGCGACGCUGCUCAAAUUUCGAAUUUCGUGACAACACACUGCACACGCCUCCUUUCUCACAACAGGAGAGCCAGAUGCAUGACACAAACUCUGACCCCAGACCAUGUCCUAGUGGCCGCAAUUUUUGUUGUCUGUGCACAGUCGUUACGUGUUCACGACGAAGAAUAUCACGUGACAACAAAAAGCUAGCGGGCGAGAAAUAGAAAACAGUAUUAAGGAAACAUUUUGUAUAUCUUAACAUUCACCCUGCCUUUAUCACCAUACGUUUAUUUCCCUACACUUGUACAGAAAUAAAUAUAAUGUAUUGAAGUAUGUCACUAAAACCACCUGUGGAGAAAAUCUGUCUUUGUAAUUAAAAACUUUUUAACGUC